Messenger RNA from Adineta ricciae, 1323 nucleotides. The record is from the annotation of a GenBank genome assembly. Lineage: Eukaryota; Metazoa; Rotifera; Eurotatoria; Adinetida; Adinetidae.
AUGUCAACCAAUUACGAACGCCUCACGCACUCAUCGAAGUCGCGAAAAGAUAGUGGUACUGCAAGUGGACUUUUCUCAGAAAUUGAUACCGAUGGAGACGGUGUAAUUGACCAAAAGGAACUUGCAAACUAUGUUGCUGGUUCGGGCUCUGGUUACAAUAGUCGUUACGAAUCAUCGUCGUAUCGAUCAAAACAUGAUUAUGAUGUUUCGGACAUUAGCACGAUUAAUAAAGCUGCUAGUUAUACUGCUGAAACCAAUUCUCUUUGGUCUAAGUAUGGUGCUGAAGUACGAGGUGAAGGUCUUUAUGUGGAUCCACAUCCACAAAUCAUUCGACGAGACAUGCCUGUCGAUGUCCGAACAUACGAACAACGCAUUCAAAUUCGUUUUUUUCAACCACCGCCUGCACCACCAGCAGGCCCACUUAUUAUCAAAGAAGUGCGUCCACCUCAACAGGCUCCAUUGCCUCCGCUUCGCAUCAGACAAGAAGAGCCACCUGCGCCUCGACUUCCUCCAAUAAUUCUUCGUGAAAGACCACCAGUACAACCAGAUUCUCUUCCAUCAGAAACAAUUAUCAAAAAGCUUCCUGCUUUACCACCUCCACCACGAUCGGUCAUCAUCGAACGCAUUCCAGCUCCACCCGCUCCACCACGUGACAUCAUCAUCGAACGUUGGCUUCCUUACACUACUGCUGGUGAACGAAAAACCAUCGUUGAACGAUCUGAAGAAACUAGAGAAUACGAACAGCCGCAUAAUGUCAUCAUCCAAUAUGAACCGACUAGCGCCCAAGUUGUUCGCAAAUUUCAACAAUUGGGCGUUACUCAAGAAAAUCCGAGAACGUAUAUCUCGCGUUAUGGAAAUGAAUUACUUGAUACUGACACUCUGAUACGGCAAGUUCGUGCUGCUGGUGUAGUUGAAGAUAUCUCNAUCCAAUAUGAACCGACUAGCGCCCAAGUUGUUCGCAAAUUUCAACAAUUGGGCGUUACUCAAGAAAAUCCGAGAACGUAUAUCUCGCGUUAUGGAAAUGAAUUACUUGAUACUGACACUCUGAUACGGCAAGUUCGUGCUGCUGGUGUAGUUGAAGAUAUCUCUAUUCCAGUGGGUGUAACAUCAGGUUCUAGUUCAAGAUAUCUUAGCUCAGAUAUCUCUUAUGGUGCUGAUGCUGAAACUACUCUAGGAAGUACCGGUUACCGAGGUGGUUAUAGUGAUGACGAAAGUAAUGGUUUUCGUUCAGUAACCUAUAAAUCAUCAUCGUACUCAUACGGUGCUGGCAAUAGUUCGAAUGUUGGUUCUACUGGUUUUAGUAGUACCGAAGCCAAGUUAUAA